CACUCACCUGCAUCACGUAAGUUUUUUGUGAUGGCUCCAAAGCAUGUCGGAACACUUUAACUAAACAACAAACGAAGUCACUGUAUAUGCGUAUCAACCGAAAGCCUGGUUCCGUAUUUUGUACAUUGUUUUUAUGAAAAUACUUUUGUUUUUUUAAUUGGCGGUGAAUACAUUUGUCGAAGUUUAUGAAAACUUCAGUUCCAGAUGCGGUUAAUUCAAACACUGUACGUUACGUAGAACUGUCGACAAAUGUCCCCCAAAUACACGACGUCAGGGGGAAAAAGCGACAUUUCCACUAAAUAACCGACGUUAAGGCGAAAAAGCGACAUUUCCCCUUUAUUUCCCCUUUCGUCCGCUUUAUUUCCCCUUUUUUCCCCUUUAUUUCCCCUUUUUGUGUUGCUUGGUGAUUUCUGUGAUCUAGGAAUAUAUUUUUAUAUUCUAAACAUCUACGUCGCUGUUUUUAAAAAAUUAUUCUGGCAUGGUUCAUGAAAGUCAAGGACCUCAUAAAUCAACUCUUAUUGAACAAACGGUAAAAGGAGCCAUAGCAGGUGGAGUCACUGGAGCAAUUGAGAUUUGCAUCACUUUCCCGACUGAAUAUGUUAAGACACAAUUACAACUUGACGAACGUAUGGGUAAUGCCAGACAAUAUUCGGGACCCAUCGACUGUGUAAAAAAGACGGUAGGAUCUUAUGGUUUUCGUGGUUUGUAUCGAGGUUUACCUGUUCUCCUAUAUGGCUCUGUUCCCAAGUCGGCUGUCAGAUUUGGAGCAUUUGAAGAGUUUAAACGUCAUAAUUUAUCUCCAGAUGGAACUCUUACAGCUGGAAGAAAACUUUUAUGUGGUUUAGGCGCAGGGGUUUGUGAAGCUAUAAUGGUAGUUACUCCGAUGGAAACCAUCAAAGUGAAAUUUAUUAAUGAUCAAACAUCUAGAAAUCCACAUUAUCGUGGUUUUUUCCAUGGCUGUGGCUGUAUCAUCAAAGAACAUGGGAUUACUGGUAUGUACAAAGGUGUAACACCGACAAUUCUGAAACAAGGAAGUAAUCAAGCCAUUCGUUUCUUUGUAAUGGAAACUUUGAAGGAUGGUUAUCGACAGUAUCGAGGUGACAAAACUACUGGACUACCUGUCCCAAAAUUACUAACUGGAUUAUUUGGGAUUAUUGCUGGUGCAGCAUCCGUCUAUGGAAACACACCUCUGGAUGUUGUCAAAACUCGAAUGCAAGGCCUUGAUGCACAUAAGUAUAAAAAUACACUUCAUUGCGCUUGGAAAAUAUGGACUGAAGAAGGCUUUUUUGCACGUUCAGACAAGAUUUCUGAAUGAAACGUUGGAAUCAUUUACAUUGCGAUCAUUGAAAUUAUUUCAAAUUUAAUUUUGCGAAAAUGCUGUUUUCCAUGUACUCGGUGCUCGAUUUCUCUCAAAUUAUUCGUCUAAAUAUUGACUAACAUUUGUGUAACUUAAAAUAAGAGGAUUUCAGUGUGAAUGUUUAAAAUCCCAGAUAUCUCAAAGAAUAUUUGAAUAGACCUGUGCAUAUUGUCCUUCCACUUUAUAUGUAUGUAUUAUAACGAGAAAAAACCUCUGUAAUAUUAAUUAUAAUCAUGGUAUAAAAACGAGUAUGUCUUCACGGGAACAUGUACUUAACCGGUUCCAACUCGUUAUUUAUCAUUAGUAGAUGAAUUAAUUAUAAUAAUUUUGUUAUUUUCAUGCAUGUUUAAUAAACUUUUGAAGUGAACGACAAGUAUUCCUUACAUUUUAAUCUAUUUCUUUGUAUUCUCCCUUAAUAUACAUUUUCUUAUUGCAUACUUAUAUUUUUUUCUGUUUACAGUUUCUAUAAAGGUACUGUACCUAGACUAGGUCGUGUCUGUUUAGAUGUUUGUAUCAGUUUCAUGAUUUAUGAUUCAUUUAUGGAGAGUUUUCACAAAGUAUGGGACACUAAGAAAUCUUAAAAUAUUUUCAUAUUUAUGCAUUUAUACUAUUCUUGGUUGUGAUGAAAUUCUCCUCAUAUAUAUAUAUAUAUAUAAGAAAUAGUAAUUUUAAAGCACAAUAGUUCAUUCACUUUUUAUUUACAUUUGAAUCUGAUAAAAAAAUAUUUGAAUAAAGAAGUAGAUGGAGAAGAUGAAUACACUUGUUGUAUCCAAUUACUUAUCUAUGUAUUUAUCCAUACACAUAUUUAGAUAAAUCAUUCCAAGCUUUAUUUAUAUAUUCCUCAUAUGGUUGUGCUAAUCUUCUUUGGUUGUGCAAUAAUUCAUACAAAAUUCGGUGAUAUGUUAUUAUUCUUUCGAAAUACAUAGAUUGUCGAAUUUAUUUCUGUUUAUCUACAAUCGAUUAUUGCAUGCUUUUUAUAUAAGGAACAAACUUUACUCUUCCUUUCCAUUUUUUUCUCUUGUUUGAUUUAUUCCUUUUCUCAAUGAAUUUUCUUUUCUUUUGAAAAGAAAAAAACAAUCUUUUGUUCACUAUUAAAAACUACUACCAGUUUGAUGAUAUCGAUUUUUAUGAGUUAACUUAUUCGCACUUGGAUCAAAUAUGUUUACAGUUUUUUAAUCUCUUUCAAUAUGUAUAUCUAUGCCAUUAUUUAUUUAUUUGUUUAUUCACCAAAUGGUUAUUAUUAUUAUUAUUAUUGAUAUAAGUAUUUAUAAACUCUUCUAAUCAAUGUCAAAUUACACCCAAUAAAUGUUUACUAUAUA
Schistosoma guineensis is the source of this 2676-nucleotide messenger RNA. The record is from the annotation of a GenBank genome assembly. Lineage: Eukaryota; Metazoa; Platyhelminthes; Trematoda; Strigeidida; Schistosomatidae.